AUGAAAGUAUUCCUCGCUGCUUCGCUGACUUUUGUAGCUACCCUGGAAUAUGCUCUCUCUUUGCAGUGUUAUACCUGCAACGAUCCCUCCGACCUUGACAACUGCAUGUUCAUCACCAACUGCUCCGUGGAGACAACCGCCUGCAAGACAAUGGUGCACUCCGUGGAUUCAGGCUACCCUUUAUUUGGAAACAUGUCCGUCUCCAAAACUUGUUCCGAAAAAUGCGUGCCUACGGAUCCAGAUAGGCUUGGCGAUAGUCAUCCUGUCUACUGCUGUUAUACUGACCUGUGCAAUGUGUCCGGGGCAUCGCAGGCCACCGCCAGCUUCUCUGCCAUGCCCUUUAUGGCUGCCACUGUCUUUGUCCUCUUUGAGGCCAGAGUAUAA
Messenger RNA from Eublepharis macularius, 384 nucleotides. RefSeq names its product secreted Ly-6/uPAR-related protein 1-like. NCBI's taxonomy places the organism in Eukaryota, Metazoa, Chordata, Lepidosauria, Squamata, Eublepharidae. Bases 1 to 384 code for a protein of 127 amino acids. Gene Ontology annotation, molecular function: acetylcholine receptor inhibitor activity. The record is from RefSeq and is a predicted model, not a curated record. The transcript is spliced from 3 exons.